GGUUCGAGAGGGUCCGAAGACGCCGGCUUAUGACGGGGAGGCUUGCGUGGAGGUUGCCUCUCCGUCCUUUCGCUCCCCGGGCCCUCGGGAAAAACCCAGCAUACCGGCCCCGCGGCCAGCCCCUUCCGCCAGGCUCUCUCCGCUCGAUUUCGCCACCGUUAUGUGGGAAGCGAAUCCGGAGAUGUUCCGCAGAGCAGAAGAAUUCUUAUCCAAGACUGCAAACAGCGAGACGGAUGAGAUGGACACGUCGGACACGCAGUGGGGCUGGUAUUACCUGGCGGAGUGCGGGAAGUGGCACAUGUUUCAGCCGGAUACCAACAUUCAGUGUUCAGUUAGCAGUGAAGAUAUCGAAAAAAGCUUCAAAACAAACCCUUGUGGCUCCAUUUCUUUUACUACUUCCAAAUUCAGCUACAAGAUAGACUUUGCAGAAAUGAAGCAGAUGAAUCUCACCACUGGAAAACAGCGCUUAAUAAAAAGAGCCCCUUUUUCUAUCAGCGCUUUCAGUUACAUCUGUGAGAACGAGGCCAUCCCCAUACCGCUCCACUGGGAGAGUGUGAACGCCGACCUGCCCUAUCAGCUCAUUCCUUUGCACAAUCAGACACACGAAUACAAUGAAGUUGCGAGUCUCUUUGGGAAAACAGUGGAUCGCAACAGAAUUAAAAGAAUUCAGAGAAUUCAGAACCUAGACUUGUGGGAGUUCUUUUGCAGGAAAAAGGCUCAGCUCAAGAAAAAAAGAGGUGUGCCUCAGAUUAAUGAACAGAUGCUAUUUCAUGGCACCAGCAGUGAAUUUGUGGAAGCAAUUUGCAUUCAUAACUUUGAUUGGAGAAUCAAUGGUAUACACGGUGCUCUCUUUGGAAAAGAUCGAUACCAUUGCUGUUUUAACACCUGGGGUGAAAGACAGCGCGCAAAACGCAAUCAGCUGAGUCCCUCCAUCUUUAAAGUUUACAUCCGUGUCUUCAGGGUAAAUGGUUUCAGCUCAAAUAGACUUAUUCAUAUGUAUGUUCAAAAAAUAAAAAUAUAGACAUAAAGGUGUCCCCUUCAGAGGAAUUGAGCCUUUGUAAACGAAUUCUGAAAUGAUUGGCCACCCAUCUAUGUGUUGCUUUGUUAGUCUUCCGAAGGGGGGUGGAAUUUAAAACCCUGAAGCAGCCUGAGUACCUUGAGAGAAACAGAAACAAGAGAAUCGUUGGCAGUGCUGCCAAACAAGCCAGAAGGAGAGGAUCAAGACAGGGUGCCCUGCUCCGGAUGCCUCCGGGCGGCAGGCUGCACCCUCGGCCUCGCGCUUCUCCUUCUCUUCUGCUGAACUGACCGUGAUCAGACGGCGCGUCAUCCCCCGGCGCUCCUGAGUUCUCGUACCAAGACUUACUGCACAAGGUUUUUACUGCAUCUUCAGAAUGAAACUUUUAUUUAUUAUUUAAAACACACACUUUCCUUUUGUUUUGGGGUCCCUACAAUGAUUACUUCGAAGAGAGUUUUUUAUCUGCCGCCCCGCCCCACACAGCUAUUCAGCAAUGACUUAUAAAAUUCACACUUCUAAAUUGUAUCUCCCCAUUUUGAAUCAUUUGCAGAAAGCCUGGGAUGCUUGGAACACAUCUGGUUUAUUCUUUUGAGUAGCAAUUGACAGUAUGCUAACUCUCUUGAAAAGUUAGGUAUAAUGCAUAAUCAUGCCCAGUGGAAGUUUGUUUACCUGCUGCAUCUGUUUGGCUAUUCUGUUUUAAGGAGGGCUAAGUGAUGUUGGAACAGCUUCCUGCCCCUCAAGCUAUUCCAGCAGAGGCUGGACAACAACGGGGCAGAGAUGUUAUACAGGAGUUUGGGUGUCAGGUGGGCGAAUCGGCCAUGUGACUGUUAAGUGUUUUUCCAACCUUGAUUUUCUAUGAUUCUACCUGAAAAAAAACAGAACACUGGUAUCUUUUCUGGGAAACCUUUUUCUAACUCAGUUUAAUACUAAGUUCCCUCUCCAUUAUCUUCACUCAGUUUGGGCUGAAAGGUAGUGAACGUAAUUUAACUUCUCAAGAAAAAUCCAGUAAAUGUCUAUGCCUGGGACGCUCGUUCAUCACUUGAACUGGGAAGGCAUCUAGAAAUAAUACAAAUAAGGAGUAGGGAGCACGAUUAGGUGUGUAACUCUUCAGCUGCCGCAUAUACCCCCAGACCCUCCUCGUAGCCCAGACUACACGUGAUUGUGCAGCCGAAAGUCAGUCGUGCACAGGGAGUACCUAGUACUCAGGAAAUUGCACGUGCAAAUACUUUGCAGUCAAGUGACAACAAAGAUUUCCCAAUUCUGACGUGCAGACUAACAGCCGGUCUCGAUGAAGCGCUGUUAGUGUUUAGAAAGGACACGUCUUAGAAACAUGCCGAGGUCAUCAGGGAAAUAAAGGCGGGAAAGUCACCAGGCUGCCUUGUGGGAGAUGGCGCACCGCUGCUCCGGACUCGCUCCCCAAAGAGCACCUUAGAGACAUCAGGGAGUCCGAUUCUGAAAAGCUCUUUCUUGUGCUUACUUGUUAUUUGCAUGCAAAAUGAUGUUAAGAUGGUCCGCACUUCAACACGGCUAUCUUUUUUUUUUUUUUUUUUUUUUUUUUCCAAUUUAACAUGAUUGCCUCUUGCAUCACCUGAAUGGGAUAACUGUUGUAGCUUUGGGGGUUGUUACUCUUUUAG
Physeter macrocephalus (sperm whale) is the source of this 2649-nucleotide messenger RNA. It is a transcript of the gene PARP11, whose product is annotated as poly(ADP-ribose) polymerase family member 11. NCBI's taxonomy places the organism in Eukaryota, Metazoa, Chordata, Mammalia, Artiodactyla, Physeteridae. Gene Ontology annotation, cellular component: nucleus. The record is from RefSeq and is a predicted model, not a curated record. Gene Ontology annotation, molecular function: NAD+-protein mono-ADP-ribosyltransferase activity; NAD+ poly-ADP-ribosyltransferase activity. The coding region runs from base 161 to 1021 and encodes 286 amino acids. The transcript has 8 exons.